AAUGAGAUAAGAUAAGAAGAUUCGUCUCUAAAAGCUAAACUUAUUCGAUUUAAGUAACGAAACAAAAUGAACAAGUGCGUGUUUUUUGUAAUUGCAUUAAUUCUUAAAAGUAAUGUUGAUAGUGCCAAAAUUUUGGCAGUGUUCCCUAUGACAGCCCCUAGUCACUAUUUUCUGGGCAAUGCUUUACUUAGAGGCCUCGCCGAGAAAGGACACGAUGUAACAAUGAUUAGUCCUUUCAUUGAAAACAAUCCACCAAAAAAUGGUUCCUACAGAGAUAUAGUUCUUACAGGAUUUAUGGAAAACUUUCAAAAAUUAAGAAAAGAAAUCAACAUUUUUGAUAUGGAAAAAGCUAAUCCUCUGUUUCUUAUACCAUUAAUGGUGAAAUUAAUGUUAGAAAUGAGUGAAAACACUCUACAACAUUCGAAUGUUCAAGGCUUGAUAAAUUCUGAUGAAAAAUUCGACGUUGUCAUUGUGGAACAAUUCAAUAAUGAAGCUCAUAAAGCAUUUGCAAGUCAUUUCAAAGCUCCUUUGAUUCUAUUUAGUACUAUUGGUGCAAGUAGUUGGGUAAACCCUUUGGUGGGAAACAGCCAGCCAUUGGCAUAUGUUCCUGAACCUUUGCUUAGUUAUUCCAGCGAAAUGACUUUUAAUCAAAGAUUAAUAAAUACAAUUAUGUACUCUAUUCAACAACUCUGUUUUCAUUGGUACUUAGUUCCACAACAAAAUAAACUAGUCAAAAAAUAUUUCCCAAGUAAUCUAGAACUAGACGACGUACUUUAUAACGCAUCCAUUGUGUUACUCAAUUCACACCCAAGUCUCAACCAACCUGUUCCAUACGUUCCAAAUAUGAUAGAUGUCGGAGGAUUUCACGUACAACCCGUUAAAAAACUACCCAAAGACUUGCAAGAAUUUUUGGCCAAUGCCAAAGAAGGUGUGAUUUACUUCAGUCUAGGUUCAAAUAUCAAAAGUGCGGAAAUGCCAGUUGAAAAAAGAGAGGUUUUUUUGAAAACGUUUUCAAAACUAAAACAAAAAAUUCUAUGGAAAUGGGAAGACGACGUUCUUCCGGGACAACCAAGUAAUGUCAAACUAGGAAAAUGGCUUCCACAACAGGAUAUUUUAGCUCAUCCAAAUAUCAAGCUUUUUAUCACCCAUGGUGGGCUUUUAAGUACCACUGAAACUGUGUAUCAUGGUGUUCCAGUUUUGGCCAUUCCUUUUGCUGGUGAUCAAAAAUUAAACGCACUUAGAACAGUAAAUCAAGGUUAUGGGCUAUCUUUAGGAUACCGAGACGUUACGGAAGAAACUUUAAGUGAAAAAAUUAAUGAACUUUUAACAAACCCAAAGUAUCGUGAAAUGGCCAAAAGUAAAUCAAAAUCGUUUCACGAUCGUCUAGUAAAACCCAUGGAUAUGGCAAUUUAUUGGGUUGAAUAUGUGAUUCGCCAUGGAGGAGCCCAACAUUUGAGGGUGGCCAGUUUAGAUUUGCCUUUGUAUAAAUAUUUUCUUUUAGAUGUAAUUGUGUCUCUUUUAAUAAUAAUUUUAGUAGUAUUAGUAGUUGUUUAUAUAAUAAUCAAAAAAUUAUUGUGCUUUAUUAGUAAGAAAAAAAUACAAAAAGAAAAAAUAAAUUAAUACAAA
Molecule: messenger RNA, 1626 nt
Organism: Tribolium madens (black flour beetle)
Lineage: Eukaryota; Metazoa; Arthropoda; Insecta; Coleoptera; Tenebrionidae
Product: UDP-glycosyltransferase UGT5-like
Exons: 3
Coding region: 67-1620 (517 amino acids)
Molecular function (GO): UDP-glycosyltransferase activity
Source: RefSeq, a predicted model, not a curated record